Phaeoacremonium minimum UCRPA7 is the source of this 885-nucleotide messenger RNA. Its product is annotated as putative tricarboxylate transport protein. Gene Ontology annotation, biological process: mitochondrial citrate transmembrane transport. The record is from RefSeq and is a predicted model, not a curated record. The transcript has 4 exons. NCBI's taxonomy places the organism in Eukaryota, Fungi, Ascomycota, Sordariomycetes, Togniniales, Togniniaceae. The coding region runs from base 1 to 885 and encodes 294 amino acids.
AUGGCUUCUUCCCCGGCGCAGCAGGACUCCCAGCCGGCCAAGAAGGGCCCGAGUGCCCUGCGGUCUAUUAUCGCUGGCUCGACCGCUGGAGCGAUUGAGAUUGUUGCGAAGACCAGGACGCAGCUCAACCGCCGCCUAGCCGACGGUCAGAAGCUGCCAUGGCCGCCGUUCGGUAAACAGUGGUAUGCGGGAUGCACCACCCUCAUCAUAGGAAACUCCUUGAAGGCUGGAAUACGAUUUGUCGCAUUCGAUCAGUACAAGAAGAUGCUCGCCGAUGCCGAGGGUAACAUCUCCGGGCCGCGGACGGUGAUUGCUGGCUUCGGCGCCGGAGUAACCGAGUCCCUGCUUGCAGUCACGCCGUUCGAGAGUAUCAAGACGACGCUGAUCGACGACAGGAAGUCGGCUAAACCGCGACUGCGCGGAUUUCUUCACGCCGUACCCAUCAUUGCGCGCGAGCGUGGCAUUCGAGGCUUCUUCCAAGGCUUCGUCCCUACGACGGCCCGACAGGCUGCUAACAGCGCAACGCGUUUUUCAUCAUAUAACUUCCUCAAGCAGAUGGCGGAGUCAUACACCGCACCGGGCGAGAAACUCGGGACUGUCGGCACGUUCGCCAUGGGUGGUCUGGCUGGUCUUAUCACAGUCUAUGUCACUCAACCGCUGGAUACAGUCAAGACUCGCAUGCAGAGUAUCGAGGCAAAGCAGGUGUAUGGCAAUAGCUUCCGUUGCGCAGCUAUGAUCUUUAAGAACGAAGGCGUCUUCACUUUCUGGAGCGGCGCGUUACCGAGACUGGCACGACUAAUACUGAGCGGCGGCAUUGUCUUCACCAUGUACGAGAAGAGUAUCGACUUCAUGGAUCGCAUGGACCCCGACAGGAAGUACAUAUGA